Messenger RNA from Haliotis rufescens (red abalone), 4075 nucleotides. Its product is annotated as fringe glycosyltransferase-like. The record is from RefSeq and is a predicted model, not a curated record. NCBI's taxonomy places the organism in Eukaryota, Metazoa, Mollusca, Gastropoda, Lepetellida, Haliotidae. Gene Ontology annotation, molecular function: O-fucosylpeptide 3-beta-N-acetylglucosaminyltransferase activity. Gene Ontology annotation, biological process: regulation of Notch signaling pathway. The transcript is spliced from 10 exons. Gene Ontology annotation, cellular component: membrane. Bases 119 to 1249 code for a protein of 376 amino acids.
AUUAAUAGAUGUCAGCGAGGUCGCGAGAGACGAAAGUUCCCACAGUCGUGUAGUGGAAUGUAGGGUAUCGCAAAUCAGAACCAUGCCAUGACUUGGGUUGGAUUUGUGGGGACGAAUUAUGCGUCUUUCAUUACGAAGUGCGGUGAAAUUGACCGCUUUCGUUGUCUUUAUUUUAUUUGCGAACAUUUUACUUUUUGCGCAUUAUGACGAGCUCGCUGAUGCUUAUCGGGGAAAAGUUGGUGACAGUCCUUCGAAAGUCCAAGUCAACAAUGGCGGAAACCAAAGACCUGUUGAAGAUGGAUUUAAGAACAUUGACUUCCAUAGAAAGCAAAGAAGUGCAAAGUCUAUUCCCGAGGAGGUACAGAAGGCUGUUAACGCUGGCGGAGUGACAAGAAAUGGAGUGCUCGACAACAGAUUGCUUUUCAAACAUCGUCAACACAGGCGGACAGAACUUUCUGACAUUUUCAUCAGUGUAAAAACUUCAAAAAAGUACCACGAGUCACGCGUUGGAGUCAUCUUAAAAACAUGGUUCACUUUAGUCAGAGAGCAGACAUAUUUCUUCACAGACUCAGAGGAUAAAAACUUUCAAGACAGAACAGGUGGACAUAUGAUAAAUACUAACUGCUCAUCAACUCAUAAUAGGCAAGCAUUGUGCUGUAAAAUGGCCUUGGAAUAUGACACAUUUAUGGACUCAAAUAAACGAUGGUUCUGCCAUGUCGAUGAUGAUACCUAUGUAAACAUUCCACAACUGCUGAAGCUGCUGCAGGGCUACAACCAUACCCAGGACUGGUACCUAGGCAAGCCCAGCCUCAGACACCCCAUAGAGAUCAUGGACAGAGAUCACCCUGGGCAAAAACUGGCAUACUGGUUUGCAACCGGAGGGGCUGGGUUCUGUAUCAGUAAGGGCCUCGCCCUCAAGAUGAUGCCACACGCCAGCGGAGGUCGUUUGAUGACUGUUGGCGACAAAAUCCGUCUUCCUGAUGACUGCACCGUUGGCUACAUCAUCAACUAUAUACUAAAGAAGGACCUGACUGUAAUCGAUGGUUUCCAUUCUCACCUGGAGGCUCUGUGGCUCAUCAGAUCAAAUGACCUACUCAAACAGAUCACCUUCAGCUACUCCCAGUACAGCGGCAAGAUGAACGUCGUCAACGUCCCUGGUCUCAGUGACCAGGAAGAUCCAACCAGAUUCCGAUCACUCCAUUGUUACCUCUUCCCAACAUUCAGAGAAUGUAAAGACAUCUCUUCAUGAUACUGAUUGGUCAGAAGAGAGGAUAACGUGAUAUAAGGCAGCUGCUGAUUGGUCAACUACAUACAAGGUGCUACAAGGCAGCAAACAUCACUCUGGGUCCAAUGAAGUCUGUGAAUAGCAACAACCAACUGUGAUAUUAAAGGGAGAUAACUCUGUCUAAUCUUUCCACACCAUACAAGGGCAAAUGAUUGAGACAAUGGUGUGGAGAAUAGUCCUGAUUAUGAAAGCUACAGUUCUGUAUAGUGUACAAAUAGUUAUACAAUUUGGUAAACUUUCAAGAAUAUGAUUUGUAUGAAGUACAAAGUCACAUAGGCCUUAUGAUUUUAUAUAGAUUCCAAGAUAUGUCUUGCUUGAUAAAGGUAUAAGGAUCCAUUCCGAAACGUCACCUUUACAGUAAUUAUUGAAGUUGUUAGCAUAAAUUUUGUUUACUUUGACUUGAAUUUAGUCUUCCAACUGUGGUCAGUGAUUUCAGAUUCGGCUUCCACAGACUUUCUUUAACGAUGGCAUUAUGCUGUCAGCCUGAUUCAUCAUACCAAAGAAUAAAUGAUUUGUUCAGAAAUUCAUAUCUUGAUAGUCGUGAUUGGUAGAAGUAUGGUAGUUUCUUUUCCAGCACAAUCUGUUGAUGAGAUUUUUAGUAUGAUGAAGACCUGUUCGUAACCUGCCGUCAUACACAUCACCUUUGUACAGAGAUAUAUACUGUAUCUGGGUAGCUGUUAUAGCCCUUCAUAGUAGACUAUCCUGUCUGGAUAUAUUCAGACAGUCUCAUUCACAGCAGUUUUAACAAGGGCACUAGAGGCCUGCACAGGCUUAAAAUACUUUUGAAUGUUUUCAGAGGAUAUUUUGUGGAAAAAGUAUGAAUAGAGAAACACAAGGUAAAUUCCCUGUGGGCUCUCCAAAUCACACAGAACAUAACUGAUUUUGAAACUGCAGGUGUGUAAUCUGUAAGAAAUCAUUGCAUGUCCAGUUCUUUGAUCAGUUUUCACAGAAAUAUCUGUUUUUGAAUUACCAUACCAUAUUAUACACUGGGUCCAAUGUUGUUUAAAACGUUUCAGAUUUGUUAUUAUGUACAUAUGUUUGUUGUCAUCUGUAUUUGGAGAUAUAUAUUUGUUUAUUUUACUACAAAUUUAGGUAUCAUUCCAAAUCUGUAGAUGUAUUUUCCAUAUUCUUUGUGUUAGAUUGAUCUCUGUGUGCCAAUAACUUUUGUACAUUCAAUACAUCAGUUCUUCCAUUGUAAAUGCAUAAAUAUUACUUCCUCGCUUCUGUUUAACAUUAAAGAAACACAAUGCUUCAUUAUUUCCAUAUGAAAUCAUGUGUAAAUGAAGUUUUGGUGCCACUUUGGCUGAUACCUUACUCUUGAUAUUUUUUGCAUGGAGAUAUGCCAUUGACAAAUUUGCAAAACAUUUGACACAAAAAGUGUUUCAAAACAAACGAUUAUCGCAUAACCCUUUAUGUACACCCCGAUGGACGACGAACCCUGGUAAGAAACUUUUUACUGCUCAAAUAAAGUAUUUUUCUACAUUGAAGUAGGUGUGUCUUCACUUGGUAUACAAUAUCAUGAAGGUUCCUGCUUGCUGAGGAUAAAGGAGACAAUAUCAAACCUAAAAAUAAAGAAAGCUUGAUCUUUUUGAUUGUAGUAGUGUAGAGAAUAAUUGCAGGACAAAAGAGAAUAUGAAAUAAGUCAGUCAUUGUCAGCAAUAAACGUUAAGUCCUGAAAGAAAAAAGUAGCUGUCUUCCUGAUAUACAGGGAUGAGAAUCCAUGGAUCCGCGAUUUUUUGUGACCACAAAUUUGUUAAAUUUCUAAUGGCUUUCCCCAUAAAUACCCCCACAUUAUGGACCACGUUCCAUUGCAAAGAUGUUCCAGCUGAAAAGGAAAUAUCCAUUCUCAAUAUCCAUUCUCAUCCCUGAAUAUAUCCCCUUUGGGGAAAACACCAAAGAACAAAUAAUCACUUUGUUGUGACAUUAGUGUAGACACUGAAUCCCGCACAUAAGGAAGUGAGACACAAUCCUACUUUUUGAUGUUCCCCCAAGUAAGCUCGUGUUAGUGAGGAUGCCACAUUGAUACAAAGUAUUGUUUGCUUCUCGGCAAUCUGUUUCAAAAUGGCAGUAUCAGCAGUUGUGUGCUGUAAGUGCACAUUUGACCAUACUUACUGUGUUUUAUCAGAUACCCUUACAUUAACCCAUUUGUUGAAGAUUCCAGCACCAAGCUGUUAUAUUUAGUCCAGUAUUUCUCUGUGUUUAAAACAAAUCAUCCUUGCUGACCAUGUUCUGUACAUACCUGUAUUCUAGACAGACCUAACCAAUGUGUAUAUUACCUCAUAUCUGAGCUGUGGCUACCAAGAUAUACAAGGAAAAGGCUCGGUUCCCUUCUGUCAAACUGGCUUUCUUCUUGUCGCCAUUGUUUUUCUUAGUGUGAAAAUAAUGGAAGUGUGUAUUGCCUGAUUGUAAAUAAAAUAUUGUUACAUUCUUCCAGCCCUGUGGGUGACCCACUGGCCGAAGUUACUACAAUUAUGUUGCGCAGAGUUGCCCCCCUUGGCCAUGUCCUACCCAUGGGUCCAAUCCUAGAGUCUCCCCAUUAUGAUCCGUGCAGUCAGAACUAUACCCCAGCGUUCGAAAUACCUGCCUGCCCGACCGUCCGAGACGGCUGUCGGAUGACUCGGGCUGUCAGAUUAUCAAAUCCCUCUGCCCGACAGUUGGGUUAUAUUUCAUAGGUGAAAAUAUUCUAAAUAUUUCUCGAUGAUAAGCAUUAAUUCACAUGUAAAGAUGAAUGAUAAAAUGAAACCAAAAAGAAACCCUGUUAGCUUUUAGACAACCUAACACUUAGCGAUG